Messenger RNA from Dissoconium aciculare CBS 342.82, 534 nucleotides. RefSeq lists its product as uncharacterized. Bases 1 to 534 code for a protein of 177 amino acids. The transcript is spliced from 2 exons. NCBI's taxonomy places the organism in Eukaryota, Fungi, Ascomycota, Dothideomycetes, Mycosphaerellales, Dissoconiaceae. The record is from RefSeq and is a predicted model, not a curated record.
AUGUUUUUAUUGUCGAUGAUUGAAGCCCGGAGUGUCCGCCUGUCCUUCCUUGACGAUAACGUGGGUCGAUACAUGAUCCCCACGCGCUCAAAGGGUCAGCAUCUUGCUGUACAGACUUAUCAAGGCCCGUGUCAGGUCCAAUUCAGACAGGUAAGGCUCGACAAUCUCAACACCGGUAUCGCCCCUAGCAUUUGGUGGCUGCAGGACAAGCGAGCGAAAUCAUACCUAAGUACUCUUGAGCAUGUGUACUCGGGAAAGAUCGCAUCAUACUACUCGAAGGAUCCAGCCAUCACUCCCGUCUCGGCUCGCGUUGCUGACAUCCAAGAUUACUCGCUAGCCAAUGCUACCAUCUCCAGAGGAUUCCAGCAUCUCACAUCAGCAAACGAGUCCAUCCAAAUCUAUGUAACAUCUUUCCAUGUUUAUCGCAUCCGCCCUGCCUUCUGUGGACGCGAGAUGGUUCCCUCGGAGCUAAAUCAAAGACAGGCCGCCCAGGAAGACAUCUUGAGAAGCACGACAAGCGAAUCGCUCACAUGA